GUAGUGAAAGCAUAACCGACUAACAAGAUGACAGGAUGACGUCCCUAGCACCAAGUAGAUACCCUUUCAGUUUUCCUUCUUCUUCUUCAUCUUAUUCUUAUUAUCACCGUCGCCGCCGUCGCCAACUCUAUCACCACCGUCACUAUAACAAUAAGCAUUAUUAUUAUUAUUAUUAUUAUUAUUAUUAUUAUUGUCAUCAUCAUCAUCAACAUCGUUAUCAUCAUUGUUAUCGCUGUCAUUAUCAUCACCAGCAUCACCAAUUUAACAACAAACAACACCAACCACAGAAUAAUAGCAAUAACAACAUUAUUUAACAAACCUCACCGCUGUACCUACAACAACAACAACAAUAAUAAUAAUAAUAAUAAUAAUAAUAAUAAUAAUAAUAAUAAUAAUAAUAGUAAUAAUAAUAAAUAAAUAAAUAUAGUAAUAAUAAUAAAUAAAGAUAAUAGCUCUUCUGCUUUCAAUGAACUCCCUUAUCGAUAACAAUUACAAAAAUGAACGAACCUCAACGUACCCCUCAAUAACAACAGCAGCAGCAGCAGCAACAGUAGUAGUAGCAGCAGCAGCAGCAGUAGCAGCAGCAGCUGCAAGAUAAACAAAAACAAGGAGAGUAAAGAACAUCCCUUAACGCAACCCCCAUAAAAAAAACAAACACAGGGGAAAAUGAACCCCCUGUAUAAUAACCUCAGAACAGCACCCAUACCAUUGACAAACACAAGAGGGAUCGCUUUAUAGACGGACCUUCUCCUGGUUUUCCUCACCCCCUCGCUCAGUCUUCUUCACACAUAAACACAUACAUAUAUAACACAAGACAGCGUAUACAACAAACAGCAAAAACGCAUAUACACGCAUAUAUACACACACUCGCUAUAUAGCAUUAAACAACACUACGCUGUUGGUUCCAUUGGCGGGUGAUUUUUCUCAUCGACACCACUACCCUCUGAUUCGGGGGGUGAGGAAGGAGAACCGGGAGUUAAGAUACGAUGCUUGGGGUGCUUAAUUUCGAAUGUAUCCUGGAUGACCCCGACCAGGUGUACACUGCAGGUGAUAAGAUCAAAGGCAGCCUCAGUAUACACCUGAGGUCGCCGAUUGCCAUCACAGGUGUUACUAUUUACUUCAAAGGAGCAGCUCGGGCAAAAUGGUGUGAAUUAAUGGACAACGGUAGCAGGAGAACCGAAAUAGAGCAUGAUAAAGAAGAAAUAUAUUUUGAUGACCGAUUCUGCUUGUGGGGCAAAGAUGUUACUUGUGAACAAGAUAACCCAGUCGGUAAGUGGAUUGCUGCAGGGCUAUUUUGUUUGUGUUCAAUGCAUGCAUAUGCUAGGUUUGACAUCUUGUCUGUUUGAUUUGGCUUUUACAUAGAGAGUUCUUGUAGAAAGCAGAUUUAAUGUAGUAACAUUGCCUGCAGCGAUUAUACAUUGUUAGAACCAUUAGACCCCCCAAAGACUGUGAUAAAAUGAAAUCAUUGCUGUUAAUAAUGAAUAGUUUACGUAGAUUUUUAUGACUAUUAAUAAUGCUCCUUUAGUAUAUUAUUGUGUGAUUAUUUACCAGUAUUGAUGUUAUGAUUAUUGUCAUACUGUUAAAAUAAUGUAUUCUUGCCUUACAAAGUUUUGUGUGAUCUCUCUAAAUAUUGGACUUUAUUGAUUUAUCAGCAAUAUUUGUUAAUAUUAAAAAGAAAUCAAUCAAAAGGAAUGUGUAAUUUGUCUUUGUGGAUAAAUAUAUUAGUGUCUUCAUUUCAGGUAUAUUUGAAAUUCUGUUAAAACCAAUCAUUGUUUUGUUUUUUUUUGAAUCAAUUCCUUGUAAUUACCCAAAAUAAAAAAAAAGUGACAGGAAAAUAAACAAGCAAAAACAACAAAGAAAAAAAAUGGAACUGAAUAGAAUUCCUUUCUGUUGGUGUUACUCGAAACCAAUUUGAUGGAGAGCACCUUUUAUCCCACUCACCCCAUAUAUAAAUUAUAUUGUCUAAACAUGAAGUAGAUCAAUCUGGUUUCUGUAAUAUAAGUUUUGAGAUGUUUAUAACUAGUCUGUUAUGAUGUUGUUCAGUAGUGUUGGUCAGCUUUCUCUCUUUCUGAGCAGGCUGAAACUGCAAGAGUUUUUUUAGUCUUAGUUUGUUUGAUGUCUGUGAAGUU
Octopus bimaculoides (California two-spot octopus) is the source of this 2129-nucleotide messenger RNA. Its product is annotated as arrestin domain-containing protein 3. Lineage: Eukaryota; Metazoa; Mollusca; Cephalopoda; Octopoda; Octopodidae. Gene Ontology annotation, biological process: protein transport. Gene Ontology annotation, cellular component: cytoplasm. The record is from RefSeq and is a predicted model, not a curated record.